CUCACUACCUGUCAUGGCGUCUCCCUUGAAGGGGGAUUGGUGCUGGAGAAAGUAGCCGCUGUCAUUUUCUAAUUUUCCCCUUUGUUUAUUGCACUGAACCCCGAUUGAAGAGGAAAUUAGAAGCAGGUAGUCACCAUGGGGACUGUCCACGCUAAGAGUCUGGAUCCUCUUCCCAUGCAUGGCCGAGACUUGAGUGUAAACCCUGAUGACUUGGUGGAGGCACCAGAAACAGAGCAGGAGGCCAAGCAAGAGAUCCUUGAAAAUAAAGAUGUGGUGGUUCAACAUGUCAACAUCCAGGGUCUGGGUAGAACUAAAGAGGAUCUGCUGGGUUAUGAGAUCUCUGAUGUUUUCCACGCUAAAAAUCUCAUUGACGUGAUGAAAAAAUCUCACAUUGCCAGACAGAAGCUGCUGCGCCUGGGUAUCUUUAAAGAGGUGGAGGUGCUUAUCGAUACCUCUGAAGGUACAGAUGCUUUGCCCAAUGGUCUGGAUGUAACUUUUGAGGUGACGGAGGUAAAGCGCCUGACAGGAAGCUAUAACACCAUGGUCGGCAACAAUGAAGGCAGCAUGGUGCUGGGUCUGAAGCUGCCCAAUAUGUUUGGUCGAGCUGAGAAGCUGACCUUCCAGUUCUCUUAUGGAACUAAGGAGACAUCCUAUGGCCUGUCCUUCUUUAAGCCCCAGCCUGGACACUUUGAACGCAACCUCACUCUAAACAUGUACAAAGUUACUGGCCAGUUCCCAUGGAGUUCUCUAAAAGAGACAGACAGAGGGAUGUCUGCAGAGCUAAAUUUUCCUCUUGGGUGGACCAACCACACACUGAAAUGGGAAGGUGUGUGGAGGGAGCUGGGCUGCCUGGCACGCAGUGCCUCCUUCGCUGUGCGAGAAGAGAGUGGACACUCGCUGAAAUCUGCCCUCUCACACACAGUAUCUGUUGAUUCGAGGAAUUCUGCAAUAUUCCCUAGCAGAGGUGCCUUACUGCGACUCAAUCAGGAGUUGGCUGGGUACACUGGAGGAGAUGCCAGCUUCUUGAAAGAGGAUUUUGAGCUUCAGCUCAACAGACGGCUCUUCUGGGACUCGGUUUUAUCUGCUUCUCUUUGGGGUGGGAUGCUUUAUCCCCUUGGAGGACAACCUUCCUGCAUCGCUGACAGGUUUUACCUUGGAGGUCCCACCAGUGUACGAGGAUUUGGGAUGUACAGCAUCGGGCCACAGAGCGAAGGUGACUAUCUAGGUGGUGAGGCUUACUGGGCAGGUGGUCUGCACCUCUACACCCCACUUCCCUUCAGACCAGGAAAAGGCGGCUUCGGUGACCUUUUCAGAACACACUUCUUCCUCAACGCAGGAAACCUGUGCAACCUCAACUAUGGUGAAGGUCCUCGGGCUCACCUUCAGAAGCUGGCGGAGUGUAUUCGCUGGUCAUAUGGAGCAGGGAUCGUGCUGCGGCUGGGAAACAUUGCUAGACUGGAGCUCAACUACUGUGUACCCAUGGGUGUUCAGAGUGGGGACAGGAUAUGCGAUGGUGUCCAAUUUGGGGCGGGAAUUCGUUUCCUGUGAUGUCAUCACUCCGCUGCCUGCUGUACUCGACGAGAGGCUGUGAUCUGAAAAGGGAGAACGUCUUGUUAUCUGUCACGUGUAACUUGUAGAGUGUAACACUAGCAUGGAUCCUUUGUCUUGGGGAAUCAUGCCUUGUCCCUAAUCCUCCUUUGAAAUGCACCAAAUAAGGCUUCAGUGUUGGACCACACAACCAGAUCAGUUUUUAAAAUAUCAAAUGUAAAUGUACCAUGAUCAGAAGUAAUAAUCACACUGAAAGGAUAUUAGAAAAACAUUACACAACUGUGAAAUCUAGUCCAGUUUUGUCCACUUUCCUUGAAUGCACUAUUUAUUCUCUUCACCCUUUUUUGAAAUCCUAGUUAUUGCUAAAUUAUGUUUUUUCCGAAGUCAACUAGAGAGUGAUUCAUUUUGCAAUUAAGUUGAGCCAGUUUUUCCGAAGUAUAAUUUCAUUAUUAUUGUUGCUGUUCACAGUGUUUCUGGUUGAAUUUAGAUAAAGUUCAGAAACUGUCUCCAGCGCUGACGCCUUGUUAGUGGGAAAGUCAUCUCUCAGUGAUUUCACCCUCUUUGUUUCCUGUGGUGACACAAAGUAAAUGGAUUUUCCAGAAUGUUGAUGAGAUUUUGGGCAUGUUCCCUUUUGCCUUUCAGGACUGCUUCUUAUCCAGGAGCAUGACUUGUUGAUAAUUUUAUUUGAUAGUUAAAUGUACACCACACACUCUUCUCACCUGAUGAGUCCAAUAGUUGUACUCUUUGUUUGAAUGAUUGGAUGUGGAAGCAGCGAAGGGAUGAACGACAGGAGAAACCAGCUUUUUUAAUUAAGAUGGGCUUGUACGAAGGAAUCUGUCAUCAUGCCAAAGCUGUUGGUUCAUAUACCUGUUGUUAAGGACAGUAGAUUGGCAGCAGAGGUGGAAACCUGUGAGAGACAUCCACCACCAGUGCUCUUACCGUUAGUCCUCUUUUUGAUGUUGUGAAAGCUCUUGUAUUCUGUUCACAAAUAAAUCACUGCUGCUCCCCUGA
This is a messenger RNA of Sphaeramia orbicularis (orbiculate cardinalfish), 2559 nucleotides long. RefSeq names its product sorting and assembly machinery component 50 homolog, like (gene samm50l). Gene Ontology annotation, cellular component: outer membrane. Gene Ontology annotation, biological process: mitochondrial respiratory chain complex assembly; protein insertion into mitochondrial outer membrane. The coding region runs from base 136 to 1548 and encodes 470 amino acids. The transcript is spliced from 15 exons. The record is from RefSeq and is a predicted model, not a curated record. Lineage: Eukaryota; Metazoa; Chordata; Actinopteri; Kurtiformes; Apogonidae.